This is a messenger RNA of Linum trigynum, 3196 nucleotides long. Lineage: Eukaryota; Viridiplantae; Streptophyta; Magnoliopsida; Malpighiales; Linaceae. The record is from the annotation of a GenBank genome assembly.
GAUGACUUGCAAAAGGAGGGGAUUGAAUCCGUUGAAUUGGAUCACCCUCUCCAAUAAUUACUAUUUUGAAUGGUGCAUCAAGCUGUUGACUUCAUGGACUCGCAUCUCCCUUAGAUCAUUUUCUCUCCUCCCGUAUGGCCAUUGCAGAAUUCCGAUCAGCAAUUCAUCAUCAAUGGGUUGCUGCUGGGCGCAUGCUCUGUUUUUCUGUUCCUCUGUUUUUCUGGCAAUAACGCAAUCGACGGCGGUAGAUACAUUCAAUUCAUCUCAGCCCAUUGCAGACGGUGACACCAUAGUCUCUGCCGGCGACACAUUCGUGCUGGGAUUCUUCAGUCCACGCAACAGUUCAACGAAUCGUUACUUGGGCAUCUGGUAUCGCAACAUACCAGGCCAAGCCGUGGUUUGGGUUGCGAACAGAGACAACCCGAUCAACGGGUCAACCGGGCUUCUCACGGUUAACAGCCAGGGGAAUCUCGCUCUGCUUUCGAGUCUCGACGAGGAUGGUCCGUCAAUCUGGUCUUCCAACUCAUCGAGACCAGCUCGGAACCCAGUCGCACAGCUUCUGGAUUCGGGCAACUUGGUUGUGAGGGAGGCAGGGGAUGAUGACAACUUCUUAUGGCAGAGCUUCGAUUAUCCGUGUGAUACGCUGCUUCCAGGUAUGAAGCUUGGAUUAGACAGAAGAACAGGAUUUGAUCGCUACCUGACAUCUUCCAAGGCAGCUGAUGAUCCUUCCAGCGGUGGUUUCACGUACAGGAUUGACCCCAGAGGGUACCCUGAGAUCAUCCAGCGUGAAGGCUCGACAGAGCGUUAUCGAACCGGACCUUGGAAUGGGUUGAGGUUUAGUGGGACGCCAUACCUGAGGCCAAACCCCAUUUACAUGUUUCAGUUCGUUGUUAGCGAUCAGGAGAUCUACUACAGCUACCUACUGGACAACACUUCGACCGUGUCGAGGUUGGUGUUGAAUCCGAAUGGGGUGAUUCAGAGGCUGACAUGGUCCGGAGAUACACAAGGCUGGGUGGUUUAUGUCACAGCUCAAAUGGACUUCUGCGAUCGAUAUGCGUUGUGUGGCGCGUACGGUAGAUGCAACAUACGAAGCUCCCCUGUUUGCAAUUGCUUGAGAGGGUUUGAGCCUAAGGUUCCUAAUGAGUGGGAAUUGGUGAACUGGUCUAAUGGUUGUGUUCGGCAGACUGCACUAAACUGCUCUGGAGAUGGGUUCGUGAAGUACUCUGGAGUUAAGCUGCCUGAAACACGUAGAUCGUGGUUCAACGUGAGUAUGAGUCUCGAAGAGUGCAGGGGAAAUUGCUUGAGGAGCUGCAAUUGUACAGCUUAUGCUAAUAUUGAUAUCAGGAAUGGAGGGAGUGGGUGUCUGCUUUGGUUUAGUGAGUUGAUUGAUAUUAGAGAGCUAGAAGAUAGUGGACAAGAUAUCUACAUAAGGAUGGCUGCUUCUGAGAUAGAAGCAACUGGGGAUUCAGAGACGAAUUCCAAAUCCAGUACGAGGAAGCAAGUCAUCGUACUGAGCGUUGUGUUAUCUGCAGGGCUGCUGCUAAUAUGUCUAGCCUUAAUCUUCUUUCUGCGGCAUUUGAGGCAGAAAAGGCAGAGAGAAAUGGGAGGUGAUCCAGAAGACAAUGCAAGGUUCAGUACAAACAAGGAUGAUUUGGAACUGCCACUGUUUGAUAUAGCUGCAAUUUCUGUAGCAACAAAUAACUUCUCACUUAGCAAUGUAGUUGGAGAAGGAGGUUUUGGACCUGUCUAUAAGGGAGUACUGAAAGAUGGACAAGAAAUAGCAGUGAAGAGGCUAUCAAAGGAUUCGAAACAAGGACUUGGUGAGUUCAAGAACGAGGCCAAGCACAUUGCCAAACUUCAGCACAGGAAUCUCGUGAAGCUCUUAGGAUGCUGCAUUCAAGAAGAAGAGAUGAUUUUGGUCUACGAGCUUAUGCCUAACAAAAGCUUGGACUACUUCAUUUUCAAUGAAAAUCAGAGCAUGUUACUGGAUUGGCCUACCCGGUACCAGAUCAUCAAUGGGAUUGCUCGCGGAAUCCUGUACCUCCACCAAGAUUCAAGACUCAGAAUAAUCCAUAGGGAUCUAAAAGCCGGCAACAUCCUACUGGAUUUUGAGAUGAACCCUAAAAUUUCAGAUUUCGGAUUGGCGAGAAGCUUUUCAGAGAGUGAUAGCAAAACAAACACCAGGAAGGUGGUCGGCACAUAUGGUUACAUGUCACCUGAGUAUGCAAUCGACGGCAUCUACUCGGUGAAGUCGGAUGUGUUCAGUUUUGGGGUGAUGGUGCUAGAGAUUGUGAGUGGGAAAAGGAACAGGGGCUUCUCUCAUCCAGAUCAUCAACUCAACCUUCUUGGCCAUGCAUGGAAGCUAUAUCAGGAAGGAAAGUACGAGGAAGUGAUAGAUAACACAGUAAGAAAUUCAUGCGACCUCGAACAAGUGUUCCGGUCAGUCAACAUUGCUCUUCUUUGCAUUCAAAGAAGUCCAGAGGACAGGCCUAACAUGUCAUCUGUGGUUCUUAUGUUGAGCUGUGAAGGCGACUUGCCUCAGCCUAAAGAACCAGGGUUCUACGGUGAAAGAGAUUUUGUAGAAGUUGCCAAAUCUUCAACAAACAAGUAUUCAGCAGAUAUUAGUAUAACUGAAAUAGAAGCAAGAUAAUGCAGAAGGCAAGUGGAGAUAACGCAAAGAGUACUUACUGCUUUUAUGACAUUUGAUGCUAGAGCUUAGUUCCUUGUUCGUGUCUUUGCAUUUGAUGUAUAGAAUGAUAAAAUAGCUUGACCUCCAUUACUGCGCCUUUCAAAGCAAUCAACCCAUCAGGAAAACAAGCAGUCAUUACCAAUCUUCUCGUUCAGGCAAUUCUUCGAACACUUAGCGGGCAUGUCACUGCAGAGUGCAGACGCAAUCAUUUUUCUAUGAUCACCGUUGCAUCGUUUUCAAAACAGGAACUUGCUUAGUUACUUGAGCUGAGAUAGCAGCCCUUCAUGCGAGUAGAGUUGUAGCGCGAGCUCUCCAGUAAUUGGAGUACGAGCAACACGAAAUUGCUUCUGCAGAAUUGAAUUCUUCGUCGUAGCGCCGCCGCGCCGUAAUCUUCCUCCGGGAAGUAGACGACGGCGUGACGUAGCAGUGGCGCAACAUUGAACUACGUUGAAUUCCUUGACCCGUCUCCUUCACUCUUCUCCCCUGAAAUCAAUAAAUCAAUCUGCG